AUGCGAGCACAGGUAACGGUACGAACAGCAACGGUUCAAGCAGUAGCAAAGAAAUCGUCAUCUUCAUCGUCCGGAAACGGAAAUGCGGCCGGUGGAGGAGCGGCGUCUUCAUCGUCGACGACGGCGGCGUCGGGAAAGUUCGGCUGGCAAACGCUUGACAUUGAGCGAGAUUACCAAUUCCUGCAACAGCGUUUCCCUUUCUUCCGCGGAUCGUACCAGGGCUGGAAGAAUUCGGUGCGUCACAAUCUCUCGCUCAACGAGUGUUUCAUCAAGUUGCCAAAGGGCUUGGGCCGGCCGGGCAAAGGUCACUACUGGACCAUCGAUCCUGCCUCUGAGUUCAUGUUUGAAGAGUUUCUUCAGAAUGGAAUCAAUCCGGCAUCGGUGACGGCAGCAGCCGCAGCUUCAGCCGCUCAUCUCGCGCUGGCCAAUUCUGGUGCGCCACUUAUGAUCUUCAACAGCAACAAUCGCUCUUGUCCCAGCAACAGCAGUCUCAGCAACAACAACAUCAGCAAUCCAGUUGUUCAUCGGGACUCGGCCAACUCAGUCAACAUCAGCCGGACUACAGUAGUUUGCAUCAGGUUGUUCGUACAAUGGUUCCUCAGCUUCGUCCAUUUGUGCAACAACAUUACCUUGCAAGCGUACAGCAGCUCAGGUAGCGGAGGUUACCUGACCAGCUGCAAUAAUGGCGCAAAGAUUACUACGGCACCAAUAGCGGCGGUGGGGUGGUUGGUCACGUCGACGUCGUCGGUUAUUGGCCAGAGCAAUCUCAGUCCAACGACGUCUUCGCCGGCGUGCGAUUGGACUACAAACGCCGCAGCAGCAGCAGCAGCAGCGGCUGCGGCGGCUGCUGCGGCGGCCUGCUCUACGCCUCGACGUCCAACAGCACCGCGAUGCAUUACCAUCAUCACGGUAUGA
This is a messenger RNA of Daphnia magna, 915 nucleotides long. Its product is annotated as forkhead box protein I1-ema-like. The transcript is spliced from 3 exons. Gene Ontology annotation, molecular function: DNA-binding transcription factor activity, RNA polymerase II-specific; RNA polymerase II cis-regulatory region sequence-specific DNA binding. The coding region runs from base 1 to 915 and encodes 304 amino acids. The record is from RefSeq and is a predicted model, not a curated record. Gene Ontology annotation, cellular component: nucleus. NCBI's taxonomy places the organism in Eukaryota, Metazoa, Arthropoda, Branchiopoda, Diplostraca, Daphniidae. Gene Ontology annotation, biological process: regulation of transcription by RNA polymerase II; animal organ morphogenesis.